Brienomyrus brachyistius is the source of this 5792-nucleotide messenger RNA. RefSeq names its product transmembrane protein 8B (gene tmem8b). Gene Ontology annotation, cellular component: plasma membrane. The record is from RefSeq and is a predicted model, not a curated record. The coding region runs from base 101 to 2521 and encodes 806 amino acids. NCBI's taxonomy places the organism in Eukaryota, Metazoa, Chordata, Actinopteri, Osteoglossiformes, Mormyridae. The transcript has 13 exons.
UCAUGCCAGAACAGCUGGUCUUUUGCGGUAACUGAAAAUGUGGACUAGCUCAGUGAUAUAAAAUCACGUUCAACUGAAGGUAAACAUUUAGUUUAUCGCAAUGUGGCGAUCGGAGAGUGCAAGAAUGGAAUGGGCUCGACUGCAAUUCCUGUUGCUUGUUUACACCUAUCUCUACUCCCUCGCUGAUUGCCUUUUUGUGACUGAUUAUUUCACCCGGACGCCUCGCAAACUGAAUGCUUUCCGGUCAUUUGCCAGCGUAGAGUUAUUCCACUUUAAUGUGCCUGAUGACACCAUGAUUGCUGUCUGGAAUCUCAUCACAUUCAAGGAGCAGGGGGCCACAUUUGGAGACAGCUGCCCUGAUCGCAACGUGACUGUGUAUUUCAGAUCUGGAGCCCCACCUGUGAUCAACCCUCUGCACACCCGAUUCCCUCGUGACACCAUCAUUCCUGGCUCAUUUGCAGUCACAUUGACAUGGACGCUGCCCAAUCGAACAACUGGAGUCUUUAAUGUUACUAGUCCUCUUCCAGGAGACUGGUUUCUGGCUGCACAUUUACCAAAGGAUGAUGGGAAAAUUUCUGUUAAGGGCCUCUCCGAGGAAUGCCAGUACCUCUUCCAGCCCCAGCUCAUUGUGCAGAAGCUGAUUGGAGUUUCUGUGCUGUAUCCUGGAUACUUCAUUGAUCAGGUGGUCCCUGUUCGCAACAGAUCUGUUCUUUACAAGGUUUUCAUUCCAAACUACAGCUCCAGCGUGAAGGUACAGCUUGUGGACUGUAACACGAGGAACAGGAGCACAGACAGGUGCCCAGUGACAGUGAAGGUCAGGGCCAGGGCACCCCCGCUACAUAAUUCUACCUCCCGCAACUGCCGUGAGUGGAGCUCCUGUGAUCUGGAAACCCCUCUGCCUCCCUGGGAGCAGUGGUAUUAUAUCCUGGUGGAGAGGAACCUAAACAAUGUCAACGUCUACUUCCGAAUAGGGGUCCAGGUCAAAGAUUGUUCCAAACCCAGUGUUUUAAAGGGAUCCUCAGCAAACUCUGCUCUGAAUAUGCCUCAGUCCUUUGGUACUGCCAUGGGCUUUUCCAUGUCUGAGACACUGCCAGCAGCAAGUUUAGCUAACCUCAUUCAGAAUGGUUCUGAAAAAGUGUCCGUCGUCAUGUCCGAGGAGAGCAUCGCUUACUUAGCCCCAACAGCAGACAGCAAUAAGUGCUGGCCCAUCAGACCAACGCUGCGGAAUGAACUGGAUACCUUCUCUGUGCACUUCUAUAUUUUCUUUGGGCCCAACAUUUCUGUUCCACCAGAUAGGGCUGCAGUGUUUUCUAUAAACUUGAUGCCUGUUCUUGACAGUGGAGGUGUUCUCAAUAUGGAGCUGAAGCUCAAUGUGUCUUCAUUGAAAGGAGAGAACGUCACAGUGUUCGGCUGUUUAAACCAUAGAAUGCCCCUGCCAUUAUCUGAAAAUUCCACAGUUAAAUGUGAAUCUGAGUCCAUUGCUGGGUUCAUUCUCUCAGUGAAUGCCACCUCCAACAUCACCAAGCUGCGAAUUCCCUACCCUCAGACAGGCACUUGGUAUCUGAGCCUACGCUCCCUCUGUGCCACAGAACAUGGCAGGUUUGAAAGUUGCAACAAUAUCACAGCAGAAGUGUACUUACGGUCAUACCUCACACCCUGCAUCAAUGAUUGUGGAACAUAUGGACAGUGCAAACUACUCCGCACCAACAAUUACCUGUAUGCAGCGUGUGAAUGCAAAGCAGGCUGGGAUGGUUGGGGCUGCACUGAUAACUCGGAGGCGUACUCCUACGGAUUCCAGCUGCUCUCCACCCUGCUGUUAUGCCUGAGCAACCUGAUGUUUGUUCCGCCUGUGGCCAUCGCCAUUCGAAGCAGUUACCUGCUGGAGGCCUCUGUAUACAUCUUCACAAUGUUCUUCUCGACUUUUUACCAUGCCUGUGACCAACCUGGCAUUGUAGUCUUCUGCAUCAUGGAGUAUGAUGUCUUGCAAUUCUGCGACUUCCUUGGGUCACUGAUGUCAGUGUGGGUUACCGUCAUUGCUAUGGCCAGGCUUAAGCCAAUCUUCAAGCAGGUGCUGUACUUGCUGGGAGCGAUGCUGCUGUCUAUGGCUCUGCAGCUAGACAGGCAUGGGCUGUGGAACCUUCUCGGACCCAGCCUGUUUGCUCUCGGUAUUAUGGCUGUUGCUUGGACCGUGCGAACCAUCCGGAGGCGACGUUGCUACCCGCCCACCUGGAAGAGAUGGGUCUUCUUCUUAUUUCCCGGCACCAUGAUCGCCACCUCUGCCGUAGCUCUUUAUGCUUUUGUGGAGACAGAAGAGAACUAUUUCUAUAUCCACAGCAUUUGGCAUAUGCUGAUUGCAGGCAGCGUGGGCUUCUUACUCCCGCCCCGUGCAAAGCCCAGUGUUACGGCCACACCAAUGAAGAGAAGAAGGGGAUGUGGCUAUCAGCUAUGUGUCAAUGAACAUGAAGAGAUGGGCCUGGUGGAUCCAGCCAUCAUCUCCAUCAACAGCAUCUGCACAAGUUGAUACUCUUGGCUCCAAAGAUUAUUACUGCCUUUUUUUAUUUUGAAAUAAAAUGGAAAAAAGCCAGACGUUGUAACAAAUGUUGUAAAUAAUGAAAACAAAAACUGAAUUUUAUUAUUAUUAUUAUUAUUAUUAUUGUGAGUGUGGCAUUUUUGUACAUAUACUGUACAUUUACAUUCUAAGCUGAACACUGCUGCUACUUGACAGUAACUGUAAAAUUGUGUAAUUUAUUGACAUUUCAUGUUUUCUAGACCAAACCAAAUGUUGAAGUGCAUUUGGAAGGAGGCGCGGCGUCAGUAUAUAUAAAUAUCUUCUCAUGGGAUUCACAGCAAUGUGAUAAUGUACAUAUACAUAUAUCCUGUAUGUAUAUGUAUUAAUAUAAAUAUUCAAUGUCUGUAUAACUGUGAGUAAUACCCGUGUUUUGUGGUCUGUUGGAUUAUUUGCUAGAUUGUUGUAUAUGGUUUUAAAGCUUUGGAUGUGUCAUGUAUACCGUGUCUUUGGAUUUAGAAAGGCAGCUGUUUACAGUCAGUAAGUAAGGGCAGAUUUAUUUUUAAAAUCUCAGAAGAACAGCUCUACAUUGUCUUACCUCCAAAUGGAUCAGGUGCAUUUUCAUACCACUAUCAGAGUAAACACAAAAUAUACAUAUACAGGUGCUCCUUGCUUUAUGGUGAUUUUACAGCAUUGCACAUUCAAUAUCUGUUCCCAGGGUAGCGAAAUGCCACACGAUACCGAUGCUGGAUGAUGGCUGCAUCCAUCCAGUCAUGCUUCCAGAUUCAUACAGUGUUUCACAAUGUAUCAUACCCUGUUUUUUUGUGUUUAACCAAAUAUGUACUUAUUCUAAGACAGUAAUUAUUUAUUUACUUAUCAUACCAUUCAAGCUUAAUUUAAGAUAUUUUCAGCUUACAAUGGAUUAAUUGGACUGUAGCCCCAUUGUCUGUUGAGGAGCAUCUGUAUUUCCAUCUGGGGUGGAGCCUACCCCAGGCAGCAGUGGCCACUAGGCUGGGGAAGACUCUGGAUGAACUGCAAGACCCUCCAGUGGCAUAUACGCGCACACACUCGCACUCUAUAGGCAAAUUGGCCUAACUGUAUGUCUUUGGACUUUGGGGGGAAACCAGAGAACCCAUUAGAAACCUGUACCCAAGGGGAGAACAUGCAAACUCCACACACAGUGGAUUAGAGGCAGAAAUGAAACCCCCAACCCUAUAAGUGUGAGGACACCAUGCCACCCUUUAUAUGUGAGUUUUCAUGAUUUAUCCUUUUCCUCCUCAAUGAAACAUCAGUGGACUGCACUGAGUAAUAAGACAAUAGAAACAGUGCAGAAAUGAGCUCCAUGAGCUUUAUGGCAUAUAUGGGAAAAGAACCUGUCAACAUUGCACUCAGUAAUAAACAGUUUAUUAUCAGAAUCUUUCUCUGAAAAUGUAAUGCUAAAUUUGGUCCUGUCUAUGGUAAGGGAUCACAGUUCACACACCGCACACAUACAUAUGCAUACUGACAAAUCAUAGCAAAAUAAUACAGCCUCUCCCCAGGUUAAGAUGGGCUUAUGUUCCGAUAAAUAUUAAGGUGAAAAAAUUAUAAGGUGAGAAUGCAUUUUAAUACAGUACACCUAACCUAACAAACAUCAUAGCCUAGCCUAGCCUACCUUAAAAUCAUGCAUAGAGCACUAACAUUAGCCUACAGUUCGGCAAAAUCAUUCACUCAAAGCCUAUUGUAUAAUAAAAUGUUGGAUAUCUUGUGUAAUUUAUUGAAUAAUGUACUUAAAGUGAAAAACAUUCACCCCUCAAAUAUCCUAACUCAGACCAUUGUUACCCAAGGAGCGUCUGUAUAUAUGUGCCUGAUUUUCAGGUCUAGUGUUCAAUGCUGAAAACAUCCAUACUUGUAAAAAUAUGAAAUAUGUAUAAUUAUUAUAAUCUUUCAAAACUGUACACUAUUGAAAAUACUACCUGAUAAUAUCACUUCCCAUAUAAGUACAUGCUUUUUGCUACCAACCCUAAAUUUUGAUGGUGGAAAUGCUUUUGCUGAAUGAAGCAUUUAUAAUGAACUUAAGUAAUUUUAUAAAAUUGGUGCUUACAUCUGAAACACAUGAGCUGAUAAUUAUUUGUUAAUAUGUACAGUUAAUCAUCUAAGAGAUAUGUUGUUUAUGUGAUAAGCUGUGAUGCAAAGCUUCUUUAAGUACUUGUUCAUCUUAAAGAGUGUUACUGAGGGAUUAACUGAAGAACGUCUGUUACAAUUAUUUGAAAAUUACAGCCACAAGUGACACAAACAUUUGUGAUUCUAAAUGUUACAUAUUAAUGAGGAAAAAAAUUAUGGUAAAAAUGAUGAGAAGAAAAACACUGGGUUUUAAAUAAGCCUUUAAGUAUAUUUAUGUGUCGUGGACAUUUUGUAGGUCUGGCUGGCAAACAGCUUGCACUAUGGUUUCUGGGAUAAAAUGUAAGUCUGAAUUUCUUUUAGAAUGUUUUUUAUAUAUCUGUCACACCUGAAAUGUCACAACUGAGAACAUGUUCUGAAAGCAAACAACUACAGUGAAGCAAUGAUUAUUUCACAAACCAAAUGGCUUUUAUUUCCAAUGUGGAACUCAAUUACAGGUAAGGAAGUAAUUCACAACAGACAAACGUAUCCUAACACAGACAGGGGCUUUCAUUCAGUUUGUAUGACUAAGAGACCAUUUAGAUGAGAACAUAUGUGUAAUUCAACAGUAUUAAAUCAGAAAGAGCAAGUGGGUUUAUGAAAAUGCAAAAAAGAUUAAAAAAAGCAUGAAUUUCAAUCUCUUCUCUAAAUGUUAAAGCCUUUUGAAAUUUACUUUUUCAUAAUCCAAAGAUCAGUUGUUAAAAUAGCAAAGCAGGUAUGCAGCUUUCUAUUAGAAAUUUUUGUUUAAAAUUAAUUCAGAAUUUUUGCAUUAAAGCAUUUCAUAAAAAUAUGGCAGGUAUUCACUCUCCUGCUUCCAAACAGUAGUACCUCAGAGGUUAAAGUGCAUGGACAGGCUUCAUAAUUUGUAUUAUAAUUUAUUUGCUUUUCUAAGUUAAAUUUAGAAAUAUAUAAAACGGGUGCUUCAUUUUCAAAUACCUAAUAACUGCCAAAACCAGACAUAUCCUGUGAGGUAGCAAUUGUUUACGUGUCACUGCACAUUGCACUAAAUUUCCACAUUCAGAUCAAACCAUUUUUUUUUCUAAUUUUCACUUGAGUGUUUUAAUGUUUUUAUACUGUUGUGUAAUAUUCUUGAUUUCAGUAAUACAGUAUGUUUCUAUGUCAAACUGUAAAUAAAAAACAUUGAGUUUUA